Molecule: messenger RNA, 752 nt
Organism: Meira miltonrushii
Lineage: Eukaryota; Fungi; Basidiomycota; Exobasidiomycetes; Exobasidiales; Brachybasidiaceae
Product: RNA-binding domain-containing protein
Exons: 3
Coding region: 127-711 (194 amino acids)
Biological process (GO): RNA splicing
Cellular component (GO): exon-exon junction complex; cytoplasm; nucleus
Molecular function (GO): mRNA binding
Source: RefSeq, a predicted model, not a curated record
AACACUUCUUUGCCUUUCAUACGAUCACAUCAGUCAGCGAUUUUGUAUUAAAGAUCGACAUCAAAUCUGAAGUGAAGGUAGAGGAAAGAGGCGAUAGAGCAUACAUACACCUGAGAAACAAACAAGAUGGCAAGAGAAGAAGAUGUUGAUAUAGGACCAGGGGCAGAUGUGGAGAUGGAAGAUGACCCUUCGAUUCGUAAAAGAGGAAGAGGUUUCGAUCCGAGAGCAGAUGGACCUUCGAAUGAUGGAGUAAAACAUGUGGGAAAUUUUGAGAAGUUGAAUCUAUCAUCCGAGGCUCAGAUGGAUCAAGAUGAAAGUGCAGGACAGGACGAACACGAGGAAGGAAUAGAAAGACCAGCACAGUCAAUAGAAGGUUACAUAAUCAUCGUGACUGGGAUUGACGAAGAAGCAACAGAAGAAGAAGUGAUUGAAAAGUUUGCCGAUUUUGGAAAAGUACAGAAUUGUCACUUAAACUUGGAUAGACGGACAGGAUAUGUGAAAGGGUAUGCAUUACUGGAAUUUCGACAGCUAGAAGAAGCAAAAGAGGCAAUCGCAGCAUGCAAAGAUGGCUUGACUUUGAUGGAUAAAGAAUUGAAAGCUGGCUUUGCUUUUGUUCAACCACCUCCCACGCACCUUCCGAUGGGUAUCAGAGGAGCCGCUUCUAGAGGGAAUGCAACGAGAAAUCGAAGUAGAAGUCCAGAUCGAAGGUAGUCAAAGCUAUGUACAAUAACACCAAACAUUUAUCAAUAUAC